GUAAUUGAAUGUGACCAUGCACACAAGAUCAAUAUAACCUAACUAUUUUUAGGUUAUAAUUGCUUAGUUUUCAGCACGAUUUUUGGUAUUUUACCUUAUUUUUUAAACCAGUUGAGCGUUUAUCUGUAUUAAAUCGAAGAAACAAACGUGGUGAAACUAUGAAAUCAAAAGUUAAUGAGGGUUUUAAAGUUCUUCCUAUUCGAUUAUCGGAAAAAUCUACUACUUGCCACGAAUUGUUUAUAAAAAAACAUGCCGUACGACAUCAUACAGAUGAUAAGCCCCCUGAUCGAACAUUAUUUGUACUUAAUAUACCACCGUACAUAAAUGCCAACUAUUUAAUGAAAGCAUUUUCCUCUGCCGGUACAGUAGAUGAUGUGAUUCUGCAGACAAAGCAAAGCCAGGCAGGUGAAGAUGUAGAAACUGUAGGAUUUCAAAUUGCAUUUAUCAUCUUCAAAGAAUCAGAUGGCGUAAAACACGCAUUGGAUCUGAGUACUAUAGAUCUGAUUCCAACAAAUGACGCUACCAUAGUUACAGGCAUAAAAAAGUGGACGAAAGAAUAUAACGAUCAAAUUUGCGACCGAGAUAAGUUGGAGGAGGAGGUGAAUAAUUUCGUUUUCAAAUUUGAUAAAAUUAUGGAAAAUGAAAAUAAAUCUGCAAAGGGAACAGAGAGCGGAGGUUGGACUGUCGUUAGUAAUAAAAGUAGACGAAAGGGCAAUGCUCGUAAAGAAAGUGUAAAGAAUAAAAUUAAUGAAAGGAUUGCAAAACAAGAUGAACGUAAAUAUCUUGCAGACUUUUAUACUUUCCAGAAACGCGAAUCAAAAAUGAACCAUUUGGUGCAAAUGCGGAAAAAGUAUGAGGAAGACAAAAAAAGGGUAGCUGCUAUGAAGCAGUUUCGUAAAUUCAAACCUUAUUAAUUUUGUAUUCGUCAGGUUAAUUAUGUACUGUUGUUUGUAGUUUUGUUGUAUAAUAAAAUUUGUCAUGAGUAACA
This is a messenger RNA of Photinus pyralis (common eastern firefly), 988 nucleotides long. Its product is annotated as ribosomal RNA-processing protein 7 homolog A. Gene Ontology annotation, cellular component: UTP-C complex; CURI complex. Gene Ontology annotation, biological process: rRNA processing; ribosomal small subunit assembly. Gene Ontology annotation, molecular function: RNA binding. NCBI's taxonomy places the organism in Eukaryota, Metazoa, Arthropoda, Insecta, Coleoptera, Lampyridae. The transcript has 2 exons. The coding region runs from base 159 to 914 and encodes 251 amino acids. The record is from RefSeq and is a predicted model, not a curated record.